Molecule: messenger RNA, 1339 nt
Organism: Drosophila willistoni
Lineage: Eukaryota; Metazoa; Arthropoda; Insecta; Diptera; Drosophilidae
Product: major royal jelly protein 1
Exons: 3
Coding region: 52-1251 (399 amino acids)
Cellular component (GO): extracellular region
Source: RefSeq, a predicted model, not a curated record
AUCAAACGUGGCUUAACAUACACGACUUUGAUUUUUCUUUCAUUCGAAAAGAUGUGCAACUCUCAAGUUUCAUUGCGUCUUUUGGUUUUAGCCACAUUGCUAUCGAUAGCACUGGCUGGCUAUAGUUCAUCCUCGAGUGAUGAUGACGCCUCGAAAGCAACCAACACAAUUAGCUCUAGUAAAUGUGAUAAGAAUCCUUUGAACGAGCUAACAUUUCAAUUGAGUGGCAGCAAUCUACAUUGGCCCUGUGAUUCAACUAAGAAUAUCUAUGUUCAAUCGGGGCGUUAUGUGCCUAGAAAUGUAAUUGUUACACGGGCACAAUUACAGCGUGAUUCGGCAUUUGUGGCAUUGCCCCGAUAUAAACAGGGUGUUCCAUUCACUCUUGGCAAGGUUAAUCUAAAGAAGGGUGAAUGUUUGGCCAAAAUCGCGCCCUAUCCAUGCUGGGCCAUACAGGAGGAGGGAAAUUGUCAGGCUCUGCAGUCGGUCGUGGAUGUGGCAGUCGAUCAGAAUGGUCUUCUCUGGGUUUUGGAUGUGGGCAUUGUAAAUACAUUGGAGCAACCCAUUCGUCGUUGCAGUCCCAAAAUAGUUGCCAUCAAUACGGCCAAUAAUAAAGUGGUCAAGAGCAUUGAUCUAAGUGAUCUGGUUACCUCCGAGAGCCGUUUGCAGUUCAUUAUCGUUGAUUAUUCGAAAGAUAGCAAACCUUUUGUCUAUGUAGCCGAUGCAGGAGCACGCAGUAUUCUUGUCUAUGACAUUACUGGCAACAAAUCCUAUCGCAUUGUCUUGCCCAAGGCAACAGCACCCACCAAUGAUGUACUUUAUGUCGCCCUGACCUCCAAGCCGGAUGGCACAUCGACGCUAUUCUUUAGCUAUCUCAGCUCACCGCGUCUGUACUCGAUCAAGGGCGAAUACUUACGUGUGGGCCAAGGAGCUGGCUCUAUUAUCGAUGUGGGACCAAAACCCUAUGGCAAGCAGGCUGUUCUUCUGGGUGCCGAUGGUGGUACAUCGCUCUUCUUCCGCUAUAAGGGCGAGAAUGAUAUUUACUUGUGGGACUCGGAGACAUGUUUCAAAGCCUCCAAUUUGCAAGAAGUGCAACGUGGUGGCGAUUGUCGUCUAUCAACUCAAGUUCUGCCAGGUCACAAACGUUUCAUGUGGGCAUUGGAAUCGAAUUUCCACGAUUUCAUUUCGGAUAGAACAGGAUGCAAUGGUGCCUCUAUUGUUCUGCAUCCAGUUGUUCGAGAAUGUGAUGAUUAAAAUGUAAUCUGAACUCAUUUUUAUUUAUGUAGUAGCUAUAAGCCGAAUGUUAAAAUACAAAAUAAAGUUUUUUGUUUUUGAAAUCAGA